Eruca vesicaria subsp. sativa (arugula) is the source of this 1266-nucleotide messenger RNA. Lineage: Eukaryota; Viridiplantae; Streptophyta; Magnoliopsida; Brassicales; Brassicaceae. The record is from the annotation of a GenBank genome assembly.
AUGGACUUUGACAAGGAAAAUGUCAUAUUUAAGAAUGUCUCGACGAACAACCACAGUAAUGGAACAGAGUUCUCGUCAUCAACGACCACCACGGCAGCGACGACAAACACUAGCGUCGGACAGAGUCAAUUCUCGGAGGCGGUUAGCGAGAGCUCCGGUGGCGUUAUGAGUUAUUCCGGUCAAAUAUUGCCAUCUCCGAAUCUCAAAGUCUACAGCUUUGCGGAUUUAAAGACUGCGACCAAUAACUUUAAACCGGAUUCGAUGUUGGGUCAAGGAGGUUUCGGUAAAGUUUACAGAGGUUGGAUCGAUUCCAAGACUCUUGCUCCUUCUAAAGUCGGUUCCGGUAUGAUCGUCGCCGUCAAAAGAUUGAAUUCCGAGAGUGUUCAAGGCUUCGCUGAGUGGCGUUCAGAAGUUAACUUUCUGGGGAUGCUUUCACACCCAAAUCUGGUCAAGUUAUUAGGAUUCUGCCGUGAAGACAAAGAGCUUCUGCUUGUCUACGAGUUCAUGCCUAAAGGCUGCCUUGAGAAUCACCUUUUCAGACGAGGCGAGCCUUUUCCUUGGGACCUAAGGAUCAAAAUUUUGAUUGGUGCAGCUCGUGGCCUUGCGUUUCUUCACGGCUUACAAAGAGAAGUCAUAUAUAGAGACUUCAAAGCCUCCAAUAUACUUCUUGACUCGAACUAUGAUGCAAAGAUUUCAGAUUUCGGUUUGGCGAAGCUAGGACCAUCACAAGAGAAGUCACACGUUACGACUAGGAUCAUGGGCACGUAUGGUUACGCUGCUCCCGAAUAUAUGGCGACAGGCCAUUUAUACGUUAAGAGUGACGUCUACGCCUUCGGUGUGGUACUACUAGAAGUAAUGACCGGACUAAGAGCACACAAUCCAAAACGGCCUAACGGACAGGAGAGUCUAGUUGACUGGUUAAGACCAGACCUCGUAAACAAACACCGAGUGAAACAUAUAAUGGACAAAGGAAUCAUAGGUCAAUACUCAUCCAAAGUGGCGGCAGAAAUGGGACGCAUCACACUCUCUUGUAUCGAGCCAGACCCGAAACACCGACCCCACAUGAAGGAAGUAGUCGAUGUACUCGAACACAUCCAACGUAUUAAUGUUGUCCCAGACCGUUCUUCCACUAAAUCGCAUGUUGCUAGCUCAUCACGAUCCUCACCACUUCACUAUCAGUACGCGUAUAAAGCUGGUGCAGCGGGGGCUGAACGAAGGAGGGCCUCACCUCGAAGGUUUGGAGUAGAGAAAGAGUUGGUUGCUUGA